This is a messenger RNA of Triticum urartu, 780 nucleotides long. RefSeq names its product bidirectional sugar transporter SWEET6b-like. Lineage: Eukaryota; Viridiplantae; Streptophyta; Magnoliopsida; Poales; Poaceae. The record is from RefSeq and is a predicted model, not a curated record. Gene Ontology annotation, biological process: carbohydrate transport. Gene Ontology annotation, cellular component: membrane. Gene Ontology annotation, molecular function: sugar transmembrane transporter activity.
AUGGUUUCCGCCGACGCAGCUCGUAACAUCGUCGGCGUCAUCGGCAAUGUCAUCUCCUUCGGGCUCUUCCUCUCCCACGCGCCGAUGUUCCGGCGGAUCUGCAAGGCCAAGGACGUGGAGGAGUACAAGCCGGACCCCUACCUGGCGACGCUGCUCACCUGCAUGCUCUGGGUCUUCUACGGCCUCCCCAUCGUGCACCCCAACAGCAUCCUCGUCGUCACCGUCAACGGGAUCGGCCUCGUCGUCCAGCUCGUCUACCUCAUCAUCUUCUUUAUCUACUCCACCAACAACAAGCGGUCAAAGAUGCUCGCCGUGCUCGGCAUCGAGGCGGCGUUCAUGGCGGCCGUGGUGGUCGGCGUGCUCCACGGCGCACACACCCACGAGAUGCGCUCCAUGAUCGUCGGCAUCCUCUGCGUCAUCUGCGGCUCCGUCCAGUACGCCUCCAAUCUUACCGUCAUGGUUCGUGUGAUCAGAACCGAGAGUGUUGAGUACAUGCCAUUCUUCCUGUCGCUGGCGAUAUUCCUCAGUGGCUGCUGCUGGACGGCCUAUGCGCUCAUUGAGUUCGAUCUCUACGUGGCGAUCCCCAAUGGGCUCGAGGCAGUUUUAGGCCUCAUUCAGCUGAUCCUCCACUUCUUCUACUACAAAUCGACCCUCAAGAAGAAGAACAUUGAGCUGCCCACCCUGGUCCCCAAACCGAAUAGAGGAGCCAACCCGGAUUUGAUCCUCUCUCGCUGCCGCCAUCAUAGAAAUCAGAAGAUCUAUGGCUGCCGCCGCCGCUAG